AUGCCUCCAUGGUCCUUGAUAUCGCCCGCCUCACGAGGCAUUGGCUUUGCGCUUGCCAAAAGAGUCCUACAAACCACCAACGCGCCAGUCGUUGUCACAGCGCGCAAAGACCUCGACAAAACAAAAGAGGAACUUCUCAAUGGCACCAACGUUGACGAAGCGAGGCUCCGUGUAUUGAAGCUGGACGUUUUGGUCCCAGGAAUCUUAUUCCCAGAAAAAGCCCCAUCGCAAAUCAACGCCGACGACGCUCUACUAACCUUCCGCACCAACACGCUCGGCCCCAUGUUAAUGCUCAAGCACUUCUCCCCCUUUCUGCCCAAGAAAUCCGCAUCUCCGGACCCCGACUCCGAUGACAUGAAAGGCCUUCCCCUCACUGCCACAACAGCAAUCAUGUCCGCGCGUGUCGGCAGCAUCAGCGACAACCGCCUCGGUGGAUGGUACAGCUAUCGCGCGUCGAAAGCGGGUGUGAAUCAGUUGGUUAGGACGUUCGACAAUCAUUUGCGCACGGCGUCCGGGGAGAAUGCCAUGGCUCUGUCGUUGCAUCCGGGCACGGUGAAGACGGAUUUGAGCAAAGAUUUCUGGGGGAAUGUUAAGAAGGAGAAGCUUUUUGAGAGGGAGUGGGUGGCUGAGCAGUUGAUUGAUGUAAUUCAGAAGGUGGGGGUGGAUGGGAGGGGUAAGUGUUGGGAUUGGGAUGGGAAAGAGGUUCCGCCUUGA
Parastagonospora nodorum SN15 is the source of this 714-nucleotide messenger RNA. RefSeq lists its product as hypothetical. The transcript is spliced from 2 exons. The coding region runs from base 1 to 714 and encodes 237 amino acids. The record is from RefSeq and is a predicted model, not a curated record. Lineage: Eukaryota; Fungi; Ascomycota; Dothideomycetes; Pleosporales; Phaeosphaeriaceae.